CGAAUUUCAAGCUAAGCAAUUACAAUCCAAGUUGUGUUCAUCAUCUUUCACUCGGCCGAACAGAAGAGAACAGACUCCAACGAAGAAAAAUACACAACUGGACAACGGUCGGUGCUAUUUGCAGAAAGAAAAUGAGAAAUAAGCUUUCACACCAAGAUUCAAAUCAGUGGCCGCCCAAAUUCAAUGAUUUUUAUCUUCAUUCGGAGAUAUAUUCUGAUCCAUACCCUUCUUGUGCUACUAUAUAAAGGAGUCAUCCAGGAGCUUCAAGGAACACCAAGUUCUGAUAGAAAUCAUUCUUCUCUUUUUUUUAGUUUAUACGAAGUAUUAGUAGCCAUAUAAUAAAAGUGAUUCUGCCAAGAACACUUUCUGUAUAGAUUUCAGUUUAUAAUUCUCAGUUCCAGAAUUUUAGCUUGUGAUAUUUGGUAUUGAAGUUCAUUUGGGUUUAUCAGUUCGUUCAAUCAGUUCCAGCUUAAUACAAGGAUUUCAACUUUUCUAUUCCAGCCCAUCUAUGUUCUUCAUUAUUUUAUGCCUUCAGGUUCUUACUUAAACACUCACUUUAAUUUCCUUAAUCUGUUAAAUUUAUUAUGUCUUUCAUGAAUUUUGUUUUUAUUUUAUUUACCGUAAUUAUGUGUAACUAAAUUAAGUUUAGGCUUGGGCAAGAUGUAAUUUUUACUAUUAAUGUUCAUAUGAUAAUAAUUGGUUAAAACUAUUAAUUGGUUAAUUUUAGGAGUGCUGGGUUGAAUAUUCUAAUCUGCUAAAUACAUUAUAUUGGGAAAUGAAUAUUAUCACGGGAGUGAAAUUUCAUUAAAAUACUUUUUAUUAAUUCACCCACUAAAUUGCUACACGGAAGUGUUAAGGAAUUUAGGAUAAUUUGACUUUGUACUUUUUACUGUCUUAAUAAAAUUACUGCGGGAGCGGAAUUAAUUUAAGAUAGUGUAAUCAACUAAGUCGUGGGAACGAUUAGAAGAUUACCAUUUGUAAAUCUUUCACACAUCUAAAAGUAACUAAGUUAAUUAGUUAAAUCUUUAUUAUUAUGAACAUCAAAAUAAAAUUACUCUUAGUCCAAGCCUAAUUUUCUCUAUCAUUAAUUGUUAAAUUACCAGGUAUUGUGAUUUAUUUUACUCUAGCAAUUCCGCAUUGACAAAAACGAGAUAAAAAAAAAUCUGUUCACUUAGCUCCAAUGCAAAAUGUUAUUAAUUUGUGAUUAGCUAAAAAUCAAUCGUUAAUUCUAGUUCUCUUUUUGAGCCAUUCUCUAGCGGAACGAUACUCACUUACUCUAUACUAUAUCGUUACAAGCCAAUUAAAACAUCAUUUCCAUUCACAUUUUUACACCAUUUCACACUACACAUUUUGGCAUGUCACGAUUUUGGCGUCGUUGCCGGGGAAUGGCAUAGUGUUAUUGAUUGAUUAUUAGUUAAUAUUAGUGUUUGUUAUUAUUUAUCUGGAGACUAAGUUUUUUUUACCUGUUCUCAUCACUUUCGUAAAAAAAAACAAAAAGAAAAUCAUUUCUCGUGCACAAAAAAAAAACUCUUAAAAAAGUGUAUGCAUACUCGCUCUCAAGGGAGUGAAGGAUUGCAACCACUUAACCUUGAUUUUGAAAAAGAAUUAAGGAAAAGAAGAAAAGCACGAACCCUUGAACUUAAAAUUCCAGAUCUGAUCAUGGAGGAUUUUCAAAACAAUCCCAAUAAUCCAAAUGGCCAAAACCUAAUUCCAAAUCCAAAUCCUACGCCACCUCAAAAUACACCCAUUGAUACUCCCAGAGAUAGACAUAAUCAUUUCUUUGGAGAUCAAAGACCACCAGGAUUUGAAAAUUUCCAACAAAUUCCUCCCCAAACACAACCCCAAAUUUAUCCACCACAUCCCUACCAAAAUCACCAAAACCAACCUCCUCCUCCAUAUCCAUACACUUACCCAUAUCCUUACCCACCUCCUCCAUUUAUGCACCCAUACCAACCUCACCCAUAUGGCCAAUACUACCAACACCCACAUAAUCAACAAGAUCAAGGGCAAUUCAUGAGACAACAGCAAGGGAGAAGACUUCUUGAUUAUGUUGCAGGUGAAAUUGAGGAACAAGACAGUAUUCUCUAUCCAGGAGUGGAUGCAGCAAAUUUUGAGAUCAAACCAGCACUUAUCUCAUUGGUCUCAGCCAACAAAUUUGGCGGAUCAAAGAGUGAAGAUCCGACGAGCCAUGUGAAACAAUUCUUGAGAGUUCUCCAAACUCUUAAACUUAAUGGAGCCUCUGUUGAUGCUAUCAGACUCAGAUUGUUCCCAUUCUCACUGAGGGAUGAAGCAUUGAGUUGGUUGAACUCUAAACCAUCCGGUUAUUUCAACACAUGGGAGAAGUUGCAUCGAGAAUUCAUGAAGGAGUUCUAUCCUCCUUCCAAGGCAUCAAAAAUGAAGAAACUUAUCCAGCAAUUCAGGCAACAUCCAUCACAAUCUCUUUACGAAUCAUGGAAGAGAUUUAAAGACCUUCAAGUUCAAUAUCCACAUCAUAAUAUGAGCGUGGGUGAUCUCAUUAUCUCAUUUUAUGAAGGAUUACAUGAUACUUCCAAAAUUGUUGUGGAUGCCUUUGCUAAUGGAGCUUUCAUGGAGCUAGAUCCUGAAACAGGCAAAGAGAUGCUUGAGAAAAUUUGUAACAACAGUGCAUCAUGGUAUUCUGAAAGAUCCACUCAAAAACUAGGAGCGGGAAUUUAUGAGGUCGACCAAACAACAGCUUUAACGGUAAAGGUUGAUUCUCUCACAACCAUGGUUCAAAAGCUCACGGAGAAACAAUCAUCAUCAAUUUCUAGCACAUCAACAAAUCCAUCAUCAUCUUUAGCUCAAGUUUUGUUCUGUGAACUCUGUGGAGGAGGACAUUCUUUUAAGGAAUGCAGUCUUCUUGAACUUACACAAAAUGUUCCUUCUGGCCCCACAGUAGAACAAGCUGAAGCUAUAUAUGGUAGACCUCAAGUUUAUCUACUACAAAAAAUAAACAACAUAUUAUUUGAAUGUUAUAAAAUGUACAUGAAUAUGUUAUGAACUUAGUUUAUUUUUGAAUUCAUAUGACUUAAUGGGUCAAAUUUUGUUUAAACAAUCAUAUUAUAAAAUGUGUGCUUAUCUAAUUGAAUGAGUUAAAAAUUACUCUACUAAAAUAACUAAUUAUAAAUUUCUAAUUUCGACUGAAAUUACAAAAAAAAUGUUGAA
Messenger RNA from Cuscuta europaea, 3183 nucleotides. Lineage: Eukaryota; Viridiplantae; Streptophyta; Magnoliopsida; Solanales; Convolvulaceae. The record is from the annotation of a GenBank genome assembly.